Dinoponera quadriceps is the source of this 2022-nucleotide messenger RNA. RefSeq lists its product as uncharacterized. Lineage: Eukaryota; Metazoa; Arthropoda; Insecta; Hymenoptera; Formicidae. The record is from RefSeq and is a predicted model, not a curated record. Bases 1 to 2022 code for a protein of 673 amino acids. The transcript has 4 exons.
AUGGAUCAGACCGAGGAUGAGACGGUGACGAGCGAAAUCGCGGGGGACGUCACGACGGACGCGACAACCGACGACGACGCUACCGCCAAGUACGAAAGCGCCGGAGACGCCGUGUCCGGCGAUGACGCGGCGCGAGAUGAGAUCGAGGGAAGAGUCGACGAGGAGGAGGAAGAGCUUCUCCUGCGGCAGCACAGGAGCGAUCUUGCCGGUCGCAAAGAGCUGGGCCACGUUCGAGCGCCGGUGCCGUGUCCGACGCCGAAGUCGGAUUUGAUGGUGGAUCGCGCAGCCGGCGAGCGUCCCGGCCUCGUGGACGGUGAUUACGUUGUCGUAGAGUUGGCGACCGACGGCCCUUACGGCAAGUGCGUGUACGCCAACGUGGUGCUGCGCGGGCUGAAGGGCAUGCAUCUGCCGGAACUGAGCCCGCUGCGGGAACGCAGGAACACGUGGAAGUUCUGCCUGUAUCAAGCGCUCGUCGCUCUCUUGGCGAAAACUCAGCUCAGAUACAAGUACGCGUGGGGCGCCAAUAUCGAUUACAUCUACGACCACGCCUGGACGCUUUACACCCACGUCGGCGCGAUCAACGUGAGGAGGAGGCAACGCUUCGACGACGUGGUCGUGUACAACUACAAGUACAGCGUCGAGCUCGAGCUGAUUCAGGAGAUGAGGGACGUGCCGGUGGCGCGAGAGGUCGACGGGAAGUACGAGGAGAGCGAGUUGAAGAAGCAGAUCGCGUUGCCGAGGAAGGACCCGCUUAAGGUCCGGGUGGAGCUCGGCUGCCGGAAGAUCACGGAGCCGGCGAGCGCGCCGGUGCACGAGGACACGCGGCGGAUCGAGGAGUGGUUCGACCUGCUGGCCGCGCGCUACCGCAACUGCGUCCUCCGCACGAGCAGGUUCUCCCUGGCCUUCUGGCAGGACGGCCUCUUCUGGUACCUCUACAACCCGUAUCGCUGCGACAAGUACGGCUUCUGGGACGACGAGGGCCGCGCCUGCAUCGUCAAGUUCUGCUCCAGGGACUCUUUGCGGAGGCACUUGAUGAUCCUCUUACUGAGGGCCUACGCGCCAACGGACCCGGCUCGACAAUCUCAGAGGGACGUCUUCGACAUUCAGAUCUUCCACGUGACCUUCCACUGCUGUCAGCUGCACAACCUGAAGCUGCUGCAGCGCGGCCCGAGGCCGUCAGGAAGAGUCGACGAGUGCCCGUCGGAUCCUCUCGACGUCAGCGACGGCGAGCUGACGGAUCGAACGGACGACGACGGCACCCGGGACACGAGGGAAAAGGUCACGUGGCUGAAGCGCUUCCCGGUGACGUGGAGCAGGUGUCCGGCCAGCGGCCGGAAGCGGCGUCCGAGCGGCAAAGAGAGGUGGCAUCACUACUACGUCGAGGAAUUCAACCGGCUCUUCUCGCUUUGGGGCCAGAUACACGUGACCGACGGCAUGUUCGAGCGAGCGAAUCGCGGUAUGCAGACGUACGCCUGCUACGUGGUGUGCGCCGGCAUGACGAGGAUCACGGCGCCCGAGUACUGGGGCCCGAAGAUCCUCGACGUGAUCGUAAUGUGCGGGGACCGGUAUUACGCGCGCAGCAAGCUCGAGGCCGAAGGGAAGACCGGCGAGUACGCGCACGUGAGCUGCCGGUACCUGAGCGACCGCUUCGAGAUAGGCGGGACCGUGUUCGAGGCCCGGAUGUUGCCGGCCGUCCCCGGCAGACUGUACGCCAAGUCGGACGAGUGUCUGUGGCGCUCGCUCGAACGCACGUUCGCCGACCACCUGUUCGCCGUCCUCACCUGCGAGACCGCCUGCCUCGGCCUCUUCAAGUUCUGCGGCGCUUACUACAUGUGCGACGUCAACUCCUUCGGCCCGCCGCUCUUCAAGUACGGCCACGGCGCGCCGUACCUGAUGAGAGCCACGUCGUUCCGUAAAUUCCUCACGAUGCUGGUGGCGACCGUCGGCUCAUCCGACCGCAGCCGAUUCACCCUCAACCCCGUGGAGAUCCUCAAGGUCGUCGAAGCGCCGGCUUCUGCAUGA